Messenger RNA from Hordeum vulgare subsp. vulgare (domesticated barley), 1452 nucleotides. Its product is annotated as probable CDP-diacylglycerol--inositol 3-phosphatidyltransferase 2. Gene Ontology annotation, cellular component: membrane; Golgi apparatus. The record is from RefSeq and is a predicted model, not a curated record. Gene Ontology annotation, molecular function: CDP-diacylglycerol-inositol 3-phosphatidyltransferase activity. Gene Ontology annotation, biological process: phosphatidylinositol biosynthetic process. Bases 397 to 1068 code for a protein of 223 amino acids. The transcript has 11 exons. NCBI's taxonomy places the organism in Eukaryota, Viridiplantae, Streptophyta, Magnoliopsida, Poales, Poaceae.
CCUCGCUCGCCUGUCACGACACGACCUUAGCCGCGUCCCCUCUUGAGUCCUCGCCCUCGCCUCCCACCUCGGCGCUUCCACCGUGCACUCCUCCCACCGCCGCUCCCCGCCCCCGCCCCCGCCCCUCCCGCCGCGCCGCUCCUCCCGUGGCGCCCGACGGACUGCCGCCCGUCCCCGCCCCGCCCCGCCGUCCACCGUCCCGCCCCACGCCGCGCGGCCAUCCCCCACCGACGGCACCGGUUGCGGCGCGGCCGCGGUCCAGCGGCGGCGGCGACGACGACGCGGUCGGGCGCCGCUGGUGACCACGACGUCUUCGAAACCACGCGGAAUCUCGGGAAGGAUACCCAUUUAGUAAGAAACUGCCAGUCUUCUACAAGUUGGUACCUCUGACCUUCGAUGGCGCAGCCUCCAGCUAAAAAGACGCUGUCGGUGUACCUGUACAUCCCUAACAUCAUUGGAUAUUUCAGGAUUAUCAUAAACUUCAUUGCAUUUGCUGUGUGCUAUACCAACAGAACACUCUUUGCUAUCCUAUACUUCUUCAGCUUCUUCUGUGAUGGGUUGGAUGGUUGGUUUGCCAGGAGGUUCAAUCAAGCAUCAACAUUUGGAGCUGUGUUGGACAUGGUAACAGAUAGGGUUAGCACUGCUUGUUUGUUGGCGCUUCUCUCGCAGUUUUACAGACCUGGCUUGGUUUUCAUACUGUUACUUGGGUUGGACAUCACGAGCCACUGGUUUCAAAUGUACAGUUCUUUCUUAUCAGGUAAAACUAGCCACAAGGAUGUGAAACACACAGGCAAUGGGCUUCUGAAGUUAUAUUAUGGAUAUCGUCCGUUCAUGGCGUUCUGUUGUGUUGCUUCUGAGGUUCUGUACAUUAUCCUGUUUCUCUAUGCUGAUGAGAAGUCCACAAGCUUGCUUAAUACGUGCAGAGGUAUUCUGAAGGAAAGUCCCCUAGUUGUCUUCAUGUUUAUUUCAACUCUAAUUGGGUGGGCACUCAAACAAGUGAUCAAUGUCAUCCAGAUGAAAACAGCUGCAGAUGCUUGUGUGGCGUUCGAUUCGAAAAGAGGCAAGUGAGCAAAAAUGGACCACCAUGGUUUAGUUUUCAUUUGCGUUGGCAUAUCCAAGAAAAACAUACCGUCAGACGGGCUUGGUUGUAAGGCACAUAUGGUAGCUCCUUGAUGUAUCUUAACAUGUCUCCGGUCCGGGGGUUGGACAUUCUGGGGGAAAAGCAGCAUGUGGAAAGAAAACUAGAAAAGGGAGAACUGCUUCUUAACAAAAACACAGGGAUCGGCAAGUUCUGUAUUGUGUACGUCUUUUCUACAUGAUGAUUCGAUCUUGUUUGCGUAGCAGCGUGGUGAUUUGGUUACUAGUACUUGGCUAGAAAUGAUAAGGGUUCCUCCCUCCUGUUGUACCGGUGUACAUGCCAACAUUUACAUGGUUGUUUUCUUUGUGGUUUCA